Messenger RNA from Candidula unifasciata, 729 nucleotides. The record is from the annotation of a GenBank genome assembly. Lineage: Eukaryota; Metazoa; Mollusca; Gastropoda; Stylommatophora; Geomitridae.
AUGGGCUACAUGAGCAUUAAGAAGCACACUGAUACACAACUGAGCCUGCUUAGAGAACCCACUUUCCUCUCCAAAGCAGUUUUUGUAGGAUUCUUCAUUGGUGUUGUGGGAAUUAUUGUGUUUGGAUCAGAAUCCCUUUUCUUCAAGAUUCUGAUUGGUCUUGGCGCUACCCUCCUCAGUUUCCUUAUUGUUGAUAAUUAUGAGAUUUGUGAGUUUGAUAAAAUCACUUCUGAAGUGAGAAUAACUCGUCUUCAUUGGUGCCAGUAUCUCUUGGGCUGCUUCGGGUGCAUUGGUACGUCCCCUUAUGUUAAAGCCAGGUUAGAGGAUAUAAAGGAUGUGCGGGUUGAGGAACAAGAGGGCAACUCUUCUGGAAGAGCCUACCAUGUAGUUCUCUCCCUUCACAGUGGGAUUCAGCUGGGAGUCACCGAGAUUUUUACUACUGAUGACCUCAGCGAACAUGAGUCCACUGCCAAACUAAUCCGCUCCUUCCUUGGGGAUUUACCUCCUGUCGAGGUUGGCAAUGAGGCUGAUGUUGAGGAUGAGGACAUUUCGAGCUCAGAAGAUGAUUUUGAGCAGAUUUCUCCAGCUGAACUUGAGGACUUAAAUGAAACCGAGGAUGUCAAGGGUAACCCCUUGUUUACUGACGACAGGGAGGCGUCCGGGGAUUGCAAAGAGUUAUUGCCAGAGGAAUCGGACAAAGCAGAAGCUUGUGAAGAAAACCCUAGUUGA